This is a messenger RNA of Ochotona curzoniae (black-lipped pika), 1344 nucleotides long. RefSeq names its product gasdermin A (gene GSDMA). The coding region runs from base 1 to 1344 and encodes 447 amino acids. The record is from RefSeq and is a predicted model, not a curated record. Gene Ontology annotation, molecular function: phosphatidylserine binding; phosphatidylinositol-4,5-bisphosphate binding; phosphatidylinositol-4-phosphate binding. The transcript is spliced from 12 exons. Gene Ontology annotation, biological process: pyroptotic inflammatory response; defense response to bacterium. Lineage: Eukaryota; Metazoa; Chordata; Mammalia; Lagomorpha; Ochotonidae.
AUGACUAUGUUUGAAAAUGUCACCCGGGCCCUGGCCAGACAGCUGAACCCUCGGGGGGACCUGACACCCCUUGACAGCCUCAUCGACUUCAAACGCUUCCACCCCUUCUGCCUGGUGCUGAGGAAGAGGAAGAGCACACUCUUUUGGGGGGCCCGAUACGUCCGCACUGACUAUACCCUCCUGGACGUGCUGCAGCCUGGCAGUGCCCCUUCAGAUCCAACAGACUCUGGAAACUUUGGCUUUAAGAACAUGCUAGAUGCCCGAGUGGAGGGAGAGGUGGAUGUGCCAAAGACGGUGAAGGUGACAGGGACGGCGGGGCUGUCACGGAACAGCACCCUGGAGGUGCAAACGCUCAGUGUGGCGCCCAAGGCCCUGGGAGCCUUACAUGAGGAGAGGAAGCUGGCAGCAGACCACCCAUUCCUGAAGGAGAUGCGAGACCGGGGAGAGAACCUGUACGUGGUGAUGGAGGUGGUGGAGACGGUGCAGGAGGUCACGCUGGAGAGAGCCGGCAAGGCAGAGGGCUGUUUCUCCCUCCCCUUCUUCGCCCCACUGGGGCUCCAGGGAUCUGUGAACCACAAGGAGGCUGUCACCAUACCCAAAGGCUGUGUCCUAGCCUUCCGAGUGCGACAGCUGAUGGUCAACGGCAGAGAUGAGUGGGACAUUCCACACAUCUGCAACGAUAGCAUGCAGACCUUCCCUCCCGGGGGUAAGCCAUGUGGAGACAGGAAGUUCACACUUAUCCAGGCAUCUGAUGUUGGAGAGGCACACGAGGACUUCAAAACCCUCAAAGAAGAGGUUCAAAGAGAGACCCAUGAAGUGGAGAAGCUGAGCCGAGAAGGACAAAGCUCCCUGCUCAGCUCCCUCAGCAAACUUCUAGGGAAGAAAAAGGAGCUGCAAGACCUGGAGCUCAUGCUUGAAGGGGCUCUAGACAAAGGACACGAAGUGACCCUAGAGGCACUCCCGAAAGAUGUCUUACUGUCCAAGGAGGCUAUGGGUGCCGUCCUCUAUUUCCUUGGGGCCCUAACAGUGCUAAGUGAAGCCCAACAGAAACUGCUGGUGAAAUCUAUGGAGAAAAAGAUCCUACCGGUGCAGCUGAAGCUGGUGGAGAGUGCAAUGGAGCAAAACUUCCUGCAGGAUAAAGAGGGUGUCUUCCCCUUGCGGCCCGAGUUGCUGGCCUCCCUCGGGGAAGAGGAACUGACCCUCACCGAAGCCCUGGUGGGGCUGAGUGGCCUGGAAGUGCAGAGGUCGGGCCCCCAGUACAUGUGGGAUCCGGACACCCUCCCCCACCUCUGUGCCCUGUAUGCUGGCCUCUCCCUUCUGCAGCUGCUGACCAAGGCCUCCUAA